Haemonchus placei is the source of this 201-nucleotide messenger RNA. NCBI's taxonomy places the organism in Eukaryota, Metazoa, Nematoda, Chromadorea, Rhabditida, Trichostrongylidae. The record is from the annotation of a GenBank genome assembly.
AUGAUCCGGGGAUCAAUCACGACAAUCAACAUCCGCCCAGGUUCAAUUAAUCCAGAAAAGCUGCGUUUGUUCAGCACACCACGAUCACAGUCUUGGUUUUGUCAUGGAGGGAAUUCUAGAUAUUUUUCGAACGGUCCAGUUAUGAACCUUGACAACGCAGACAUCAUAUAUGCGAUAAUAAUUCCGAUUCAGAUGCCGUAA